Thrips palmi is the source of this 950-nucleotide messenger RNA. RefSeq names its product ubiquitin-conjugating enzyme E2 35-like. The coding region runs from base 1 to 618 and encodes 205 amino acids. The record is from RefSeq and is a predicted model, not a curated record. The transcript has 5 exons. Lineage: Eukaryota; Metazoa; Arthropoda; Insecta; Thysanoptera; Thripidae.
AUGGCACCAGAACCAACAGUUAAUAUGCAAAGACGCAUUAUGCGUGAUAUCACGGACAUAUCUAAGAUGGAAAGUGAUUACAUACUGAUUGAUGGAGACCACCUAAACUACAUUAAGGUUGUGAUCACGGGGCCACCAUCCAGCCCAUUCGAAGGGGGCAUCUUUGAGGUAACACUCGAUUUGCAUAAAUUCCCAGCGAAACCACCAAAGGUUGUCUUUGAAACUCCGGUAUUCCAUCCAAAUAUUUGUCCUUAUGAAGGCAAAGUCUGCAUGAACAUUUUGAAUCCCACUGAAUGGGCUCCUGCAACCAGACUGGUGCAGAUCCUUGAGGCGGCAAGGUCGCUCCUUGACCAGCCUAACGCUGCCUCGCCCCUGAAUGGGUCUGCCGCAUGCAUGCUCAGGAUGAAUCAAAACAUGUAUGUGGACACCAUUCGAGCUUGGACCCAUGUGUUUGCAGGAGGUGAUGGGAGCAGAGUUCCACAACACAUGUUGGACCUUAUGAACCAAGCCACUGAGAGACUGCAUAUUACAAAAGCUAAGGCACUUCGACUCUUGACUAGACAUGAAUGGAUUCCUAAUCGUUUGACCCGCCGUUCAUCGGAAGAUGAAUCUGACUAAUUUUGUUGUCUUUUGUUUGGGUCUGAUGCGGAUGUUGGUUUGUUUGUACAAUGGCAUUCUAUAUCUUAAAAAACAAUUAUGUUGUCUGAUAUUGGCUUGUGGAUGUUGGUUUGUACAAUGGUAUUCUGUAUCUAAAAACAAUACUUUCAUUUCUUGUCUGAUGUUGGCUUGUACAAUGGUAUUCUGUAUCUAAAAAACAAUACUUUAAUUUCUUGUCUGAUAUUGGUUUGUGGAUGUUGGUUCGUACGAUGGUAUUAUGUAUCUAAUGAAAAAAUACUUAAAUUUCUUGCAAUACAGCCAAUCAUUUUGUAGCAUUAAUUCUUUGUGCUAUA